Hemicordylus capensis (graceful crag lizard) is the source of this 1957-nucleotide messenger RNA. RefSeq names its product carbonic anhydrase 14 (gene CA14). Gene Ontology annotation, cellular component: plasma membrane. NCBI's taxonomy places the organism in Eukaryota, Metazoa, Chordata, Lepidosauria, Squamata, Cordylidae. The transcript has 12 exons. The record is from RefSeq and is a predicted model, not a curated record. Gene Ontology annotation, molecular function: carbonate dehydratase activity; zinc ion binding. The coding region runs from base 644 to 1507 and encodes 287 amino acids.
UCCCUAGGCAGAGCCCUUCGCUUCCCCAGGGCCACCUUAAAAAAGCCCUUCUGCUGGGGGGGGGCAGAUGGGGGGCAUACUCUGAAAGAGCCAAGGAGGGGCAGGCGGUGGGCUAAGCCCCAUCCUGGACGAUUGUUGCCUGGCUGGAGAAGCAGCGGGGACCAACAUCUUUGGGGCUUUCUAGCUCAGAAGCCAUCCCCGUGGCCGGCCUUUUCCUCCCCUGCUUCCUUCCCCACCAUCCACCUGCCACUUCCUCCCUUUUCCGCCUUCCAAGAUGCUCCUUGCUUUCAUCCUCCUGCACAGCUUUUACCAAACUUUGGCAGCAAAAGGAGGUGCCCACUGGUCCUAUGACGGGCCUAUUCAUGGAGUUGGGCCAGUUUCAGAAAGAAGAAAGCCGGCUUGCCUUCUCACAGCCCUUUUUGAGGAAAAGACGGCCUUUUUAUUAGCAGAACUGGUGCCAACGGUUGGCAGCUCGCUGCAAGACGCUCAAAGGGUGGCCCCAUUUCAGCGUCAACCUUUUUGUCAGUCUUUUGCACUAGAAAGCUGAGGUUAAAAAAUCUCUCUGAAAGCCCAUAGUCAGGAGACAUGGCCAGAAGCUUAUCCGGAUUGUGGUUUGAAGGCCCAGUCCCCCAUUGAUAUCCAGAUGGGCUCGGUCCAGUAUGACCCUUCCCUGCCUCCCAUUGAACCAGAGGGAUACCGGAACCCUGGAAGUGACCCCUUUGCCCUUACAAACAAUGGGCACACAGUGCAGAUGUCCCUGGCUGAAGGCAUGAAUCUCCAUGGCCUUCCCAACAUCUACACGGCUGUUCAGCUGCACUUCCAUUGGGGCAGCAAGGGGUCCUCUGGAGGGUCGGAGCACUUGAUCGAUGGCCAGGCCUUCCCGGGAGAGCUUCAUGUUGUUCAUUUCAACUCAGAGAAAUAUGCUAAUGUGAGUGAGGCAAUGCACCAUCCGGAUGGAUUGGCCGUGCUGGGCAUCUUCCUGGAGGUGGGCAAGAUGGAGAACCCUGCCUACAACAACAUCUUCAACCAGGUGGACAAGAUCCAGUAUGCAGGCGAAGAAGACACCGUCUCGCCCUUCAACAUCCGCAACCUGCUCCCGGAACAUUUGGGUCACUAUUUCCGCUACAACGGAUCGCUGACAACUCCUCCCUGCUACCAGAGUGUGCUGUGGACUGUCUUCCACCAGCCGGUCCAGAUCUCCGCUGCCCAGAUAGAGAAGUUGCAGAAAAGUGUUUACUCUUCAAAAGCCGGCUCAAGUACUCCACAGUCCUUAGUGGAUACCUUCCGGCACCCACAAUUAUUGAACGGCAGAGUGGUCUUCUCUUCAUUCCCAGCCGGGCCUUCUGGAUACUCUGCAGGUGAGAUCGUCGCCAUAGUUUUCGGGGUGCUCAUGGGCUGCGCCGCCCUCUUCCUCACCGGAUGGAUUGUGGCGAAGCGAACACGGGCAAGAAGCAUGCAGGAUCAGAAAGGAGUCGUCUUUACCUCCUCUUCACGGCGUGCCGUUUGAGACCCGCAGAUGCAACCUAGCUCAAUUCUCCAAAUCCUUCUCCAUACCUUCCUGACUCUGACAGAAGAGUCUAAAGACUUUGUUUGGUUUUUUGCAGGGGGGGCGCGGGUGGGUGGGUAGGGCAGGCAGGAUGAUGGGAACCAGAGACUGUGGUAGGAACCCAUCAGAUCAGCCAGGAUGCUCCUUCCUGCCUCUGUGAAGAAAUGGCAAAUAGAAACUCUCUGCUUUGUGGAAACAUAUUCAAAAAACCACAGCCUCUGUUGCAGGGUUGGAACUUGAUUCCAUGUUCUCGUUCUCUCUCUCUCUUUCUCCCCCACCGUGAGGGCCAGUUAGCAGAGGACGUGCGUGCAUACACAACACACACACACAGCCCUUGGUGGCAACUUGAACGGAUGGGAGCAGCUGUGUUCAUUCCACCACUGUACAAAUAAAAGUUUUUUCUUGCCCCAA